AUUUAUUCCACAGUUUCUGCCAGACAGACUAACGUUUUUUCUUAGCACGGAAUAAAUUGGUAAAUAAUACUUUGCAUUUUUUGGUUCUUUAAAAGCUUUUUAUUAAUUUUGUAGCUAAAAAUGGCAUCCAAAAAGCAAAGCAGGUGGAACGAGGCACUGGUAACCACGAAGACUAACAAACCUGUGCAGAAGGACCGAGAAAAUGAGGUUAGAGCGUGUGUUGGAGGUAAACAGAACUCCAGCAGCGCCCCUAAAUCCAGUGGGAAGAGCAGCAAAGGAUGUGACUCGACAGCUGGUGGUAAAGUUGUUGGUAACAGAGGCAGGGUCAGCCACCAGGCUACCAGACCAUCAUCGCAGCCAGCAAAACCAGCUCUCCGCCUGCGGAGCAGCCGCAGCUUUUCCUCGCUCCAAGCCUCUUCUUUCACCGCCACUCCGUUCAUGAGAAGCAGCCGCUCACUCAGCCGACUUGAUAAAAAAUCCGCUGAAAAUACAUACAACACUAACGCAAGUUCACAAGUAAGAAAAGGACAAGGUCCAGGGAGGACAACACUGGAUUCUAGCAAGCUGUUAUCUUCCGUGGAGAGAAUAAGCAGCUUCACUCAGCUGCAACCACCUUCCUCCUCUGUGGUCUCCACUGCUAUAUGUCAUCCUCAGACCACCAAAGAAAAGAAGCAGAUCAAAGAUGGGGUGUACACACUGUGUGCAAUGACCGCUGGGGUGAAACGCAACUGGGUUCAAGCUGUUUUUAAAAAUGUGCAGCUCAAUCAUACACAACGCGACGCAAGCUCCCUUGCAGAAAGUAAAGAAGAUGAUCUGGAAGACUGUGAAGAGUCACGCGAAUGCCAGCAAGAACUGACGUCCCCACAGCAUAUAGAAGGAGCACAAAGCCUGGCUGAUUUAGACUCGUCAUCCUCUCGUCCACCUGUUUCACCCUCUCCUCCACAUGUGCCAACACCUGCAAAUCUUCCACAGCAGGUGGAGGAGACUGAUGAAGCUCAGACUGUGGAAACCACCAAGACUGCAGGUGUGAUAGACGCAUCCAUAUCUUUUGAAGGAUUCCAGAGUGACAUCUCUUCUUCCACGGUGGUGCUGUCAGAUGGUGAAGAUUUCAAGGAACAUACAGAUACCGAGACGGCAGCUGAGCAACCGAGUUCACAGGAAUGUGAAACUAAGCCGCAGAAGGAAGAGCAACAGGUAUCGGUGAAUCCCAUGUGUGCAAAGGACCAGGAAGCACUACAAACAGGGCAACUUGUCAAAGAGCUACAACAAACACAAAGAGAACUAUCACGAAUUCAACAAAUAAACAAGAAUCUGCAGGACGAGCUACAACAAGAAAGAGAGAAUAAUUCAGGGAAACUUCUUUGUGCACAGGACAUCAACUCAUCUCCAAAGCAAGCCUUAACUUUCCAGCAAUUGCAGAGAAUAAAUCACAAUCUCUGCAUGGAGAUUGAGGAACUGAAGAGGAGUCAGGAGGAGGCCAGGGAGGCAGAGCUUCGACGUAGAGUCGACCUCUUGGCCCAGCAAGCACAGCUGCUGGUUACAGGGGACGCCACGGCGCUCGCUCAAAUGCAUCUGGAUCAGGAUCGGCAGCGGUUCCUGGAGCAGCAGCAGGAGUGGGAGCACCGUGUGGCCUCCCUGGAGGACCAGUUGAACAUCAGUGAAGAGAAGAGGAGGGAGACACAAUCCCAGGUGGUCCAGCUGCAGCAGGAGCUGCAGGGCCAACAGAGCCUCCAACAGGAGGCCGAACAGCUGCAGAAACACCUCCAAGAGAUGUCAGCUCAGCUUCGUACUUAUGAGGAUGCUCAGGCGGAGAAAGAGGCCCGGUUGCAGAAACACCUCUUGCUCCUCCAGGCGAGUCAGGAGAGAGAAAGAAGGAGCCUGGCUGCCAGCCUGGCUCAGGCUGAGGGACAUUCCCAGGACCUGCGGAACAAACUGGAAAGGGCCGAGCAGCAGCUGGAGAGCCAAACCAAGACUAAGAUGUGGACCAGGCAAAUCGAAGAGGCGCAACAGCAACUGCAGCAGGAGUUGGCAUGUACAGUAUCAGCCAUGCAGCGCCUGCAGAAAGAACGGGAGCAGUUAGACCAUCGCUGUCAGGAGCUGCAGAGCCAGCUGUCAGAGGCUGACAGGGAGGUGGGCAGGCUGCAGGAUCGGCUGAAAACAGAAGAGACACACUACUACAACCUGGAGCACUCAUAUGAGAAAGUCUGUGAGGAGCUGCAGGUGGCACUGGGCAAGGUGCAGCAGAGGGAGUCUGAAACACAGGACAUUCGGGAAGGCUAUGAAAGACUGCUGGACAGGAAGGAGCAGGAACUGAGUGAGGUGCUGCUGAAAAUGGAGGUCUUGGGUAACAGCUUAGAGGAGACAGAAGUGAAAUUGAGCGAAGUGAUGAGAGUUUGCACCUGUUCUUCUCCUAAGCUGAAGGAUAAAGACAGACAACCAACACUUGAGCCUCCAAGCUCUCUGUUGAUGAAGGUCUUCCAAGGAAACGACAGCAAUUCUCUGGAACAUGCAAGAACCCGUUCUCGCUCAGUGGAUGCAUCGUGCCAAUACAUUACCGCUGCCGGAGAUGAUCCAGAAAGAUUCAUGACUGUAAUCCAGCUGCUUGAAACUAAGCUGUUCAUCACCGAGGAAAAACUGAGAGACAUCACUCAGAGACUGGAGGAGCACCAGGGUCACGUCAGCUGCCAGGACCCCCACCUGUGGUCCCAGCUGACCCAGAGCCGCGCUGCGGCCCAGCACCUCAGCCUGCUACUCCACAGUCAGGCCAAGCAGAACCAGCGCUUCGCCCAGGAGACAGAGUGCUGCUGCAGGAUGCUAGUCGGAAGGUUUCAGGUGGCUCUGAACGUGGUCCAGGCCUGCAUGGAGAGACUUCAGGCCACUCCCGUCAACAUCCCCGACAUCGAGAGGCAUCUGGCCGGGGUCGCUGUCUGCCUUCAAAAAGGGGAGAAAGAGGCAGAGAGACUUCAGCAGGAAUCACGCAGUGCAAGCAAAGAAGAGGGCAAGAUCCUCAAUGAUGAGAAAUUAGCUGGAGUUGAAAGAGACAUUGUUUCUAAAUUUACCAACACCCAACCCUCACAUGAUAUGUCAGAUGUUGGGAAGUAUUUGAUCAAGGAGCUGUUUGUUGUAGAGAAAAUGGUUUCUGUCUUGCAGAAUCAAAAUGGGAUUUGUGAGUUAUCUGCAGUGAAAAAAGAGGAUAAAGGUGAUGUGGUUCAUAGUUACAAAAACUUCAUCUCUCAAAUCUUGAGCCUAAAAGCUGAAGAAAGGAUGGAGUCUAGGAGAACCGAAUGCGACAGCGAUCAGCUUCUAGAGAGCGUGAUUGGAAGGUUCUGUGCUGAAGCUGAGCUCAUUUACGCUGCUUUAAAACUUCAGCAACAGAGCGUGACUCAAGUGAACGGUCAUGAUCAAAGGGAAGGCCUGGCAGAUAUCAGCCCCUCUGAGUUGUCUUCUUAUGAGGAGCAAGUUAAAGGUUCAGACGAAGCUGUAAAAAAGUUGGGGGAAGCGAGAGAAAGAGGUUUGUUAGAGCGAAUUGUGUCUCGGCUGCAAAAGCGAGCUAAAUUCUUAAGCCAGGUUUGCCAGGAGCUUUCAGAUAACCACACACAGGUCCAAGAAGGUAUAAACCACAGUGGGGACAAUGUUUCUGAAGCUGAUCUGAUGUUUUUCCAGGAGCAGGUGAAGUUGAUUUAUUUAUCUGACAGGCUUUAUUCAGACAUAAAUCAAGAGUUUCAGCAAAGCAAGGCAUCACAGAACAAUCCCCAAGAUCUUUGCAAAGAGCAGGAGCUCAGCUGCUUGAUGCAUGAGCAGGAGGUGUUAAACGAUGCCUUAAACCAGCUUCAGGAGGACAACAGUGUACUGAGAGAGGAAUUGGAGCGAGCUACGCAGAAGAUAAUGUCAGUGGAUAUUGGAAACCAAAGACUCCUGGAAGACAUGCAGAAAAUUGAGGAUUAUCACAAGGAACAGAGACAGAAACUGGAAGCAGAGUUUCAAGAGAAGAUAAAGGAACUGCAACAGAUCCAUGAGGAGGAAAUGAAGCAGUUGCAUGGCUACUACUCCAAAUCUGGUGUUUGUAAAGAAAGACAGAACCAAUUCUGCACAGAGGAGGUUCCUCCUUUAACAGGAGGUACCUCCUCUGUGCCUGACCAGGCUGUCUCAGAGAGUAACGUAAAGGAGUUCAAAACCAUAGAAGCCGAUGGAGUCACUGUGAGAGAAGCUUACCUGAAAGAUCUGGAAAAGCUGCAGGCUUCAUGUGAUCUUGAGUUUGCUGCAAUGGAAGGAAUGCACAAGAAGGUUAUAAAGGACCUUCAGCAGGAGCAUCAAAAGCAGGUGGCUGAACUCCUGAAGGAGAAAGACCAGCUCCUGCAGGAGGAGACAGCUGCUACUAUGUCGGCCAUCGUAGCAUUGCGGCGAGCCCAUAAAAAGGAGCUAGAGAGAAGCAGACAAACUCAGCAGAUCAGGGAGAGUGGAGACAUCACUGAGCUCCAUGUGGAAUAUGAGAAGGAGAUCCAAUUAUUGCAGAGGGAGCUGGAGGUGCUGUCAGAUCAGCACACGAAGAAAUGCCUGGAAAACUCUCAGCUGAGCCAAGAGCUGCAGAAUGAGAGGGAAUCAGUGAUGCAGUACCAGAGAGAAAACCAGGAACUCAAACAGAAGAGAGAGCCAGAAGAAGUGACUCGGCUUCCAGGAAACCCAGCUCAGGUCGAUAACUUCUACCAGAUGGAAAUGACUCUGAGGGCAAAGGAGGCAGAGAUGCAGCAUCUCAGAGAGGAAGCUCUCUCUCUCAGGGGGGACUUGGAGCUUGCUCGAAUGGACAAAGUUUAUGCUGAGAAUAAACUGAAGGCCCUCCAUACAAACAACUACAAUGAAGCCAAGUUUGCCACUUGGUCUCCAAGCAGAGAUACUUCAGGGCACCGUGUUGAGGAUUCUGUGACACACAACCCAGCUAUCAAAAAGAAAGAGAAAUCAUCCUUCUUGCGUCAAAUACGGGGGUUCAGAUCAAGGAGUUUAAAAGACGGCCUUUCUACCCAAGAGAGGAAGAAGUUGUUUGAGUCAUCCUAAAUUUACAGGAGGUGACCUGACGUCACAGGAAAUCUGUGUAAUGUUUGGGUGUUUGUGUACAAAGAGACAUUUGUGUUGGUCUUCAGUGGACAUGUAUGUUAUGUUUAACUUUGAUUUGUUGUGGUUUGGAGUUUGACUUAAAGGUGUGACCACUAGAGGGAGCAAGAAACAGGCUUUUUUUGAUGAAGAUGCAGUGCUGGUAAACAUAUGCUCUGUCAGGUGAAAAUUGUACUGUAUAUAUAUUGGUUUCUUAUAUUUCACAUGGAUUUUGUAAAUUAUAGUCUUAGCGCUGAUGUUUACAUUAAAAUUGUUUAUUGCG
Molecule: messenger RNA, 5368 nt
Organism: Girardinichthys multiradiatus
Lineage: Eukaryota; Metazoa; Chordata; Actinopteri; Cyprinodontiformes; Goodeidae
Product: putative leucine-rich repeat-containing protein DDB_G0290503
Exons: 18
Coding region: 121-5049 (1642 amino acids)
Biological process (GO): actin filament organization
Cellular component (GO): actin cytoskeleton
Molecular function (GO): actin filament binding
Source: RefSeq, a predicted model, not a curated record